AUGGAACGAGCCCGGCUGCCCAUGUGGGCGCGGCAGCUUCUCCAGGCAGCGCUGGGCAGUCUGCAACACCUCCGGGCCUUGAGGGAGCAGUUGCGAGCGUUCCUCCGGGUGGUGGACAUGGCUAUCUUGGAGCAGGCGGGGACCCCUCUCAGCGGCCAGGCUGGGAGCAAGUAUACCCGCGUCGAUGUGGAAAGCGGGGACGCCGACGACUGCGGCUUUGACGACCUGCAGCCGCGGGACAUGAACGGGGACCUCGCCGAUGUUGGUUCGGCAAGCUCGCCCCCCUCGACCGAGCCGUGCCAUUCGCCAGCCCCUUCGAACAGGAGCCGGCCGCCCGUUGAAGCCCCCCCGGCUCUCGGGGAGCGGCAGAUGCAGUACUUUCGUGAUUUAUUCAGUGGUUUCGAAGCGAAGACGGAGCAGCGCCAGCAGGCCAUGCUGGAUAUGUCCACGAACCCCCACACCUCGAUGGGUAAGAUCAGCCAGGAUCUACAGAGCACCCAGGCGCAGGUCGCCGAGCUCCAGGAGAGCAGGAGUAUCGUGGACGCCGAGCUCGUGAAGAUCAACGGGCGCUGCGACCAGGCUGACACGGACAUCAAGCUGCUGCAGCGGACGGUCGCUGUCCCCCAGUCCGGUCCGCCCCACAUUGCUGAGGAGAGGCCGCACACCACGCCGCGGUCCCAGCGUACGCAGGCCAUGCUCGGUAACCUUGGCUGGGACGACACCCCGGACACGAUCGUGGAGCGAGCCGAGACCGUCCUGGAAUCGGCUCGCGUCCCGGGGGAGUCCUACAAUAAUCUGAAAGCUUCUUUCCGGGGUUCAGGCUCGGCAGCAGAGCUCGAGUUUGGGACGCCGCAGUUGCUUCGGGAAGCCGCGAAGAAGGUGGAGGACUUGGAGAAGUCUUUCAGCACGGUGGAGGGCAAGCCCAAGCCGGUUUGGCUAGCUCCCCGGAAGUCCAAGGAGGAGCUGAAGCCAUCCAGGAUGGCGCGGAAGAUGGCUGAUUUCAUCCAGGAGGUGGAGUCCUACCGCGAGGACGGCUACAGCACGGAGAAUGUUCAGGUUUGCCAGAGGUCCAAGUCUGUCUCCAUCCAAGGCUUCGGUCGCAUCGGGACCGUCAACCAGGGCACCGUCACGUGGGCUUGGUCGGUGAAGGCGCGGUGCCGUUACGACGCCACGGUGCUGGACGAGGGGGCUGCCUUCGCCAGCAACGCGACCCCCUAUCUGAAUUCAGCGGUCUUCACGUGUUACCGCAUCUGGCCUGGGCCGGGUUUCCGUGCGCAGCUGAUCAUCGCCCGGCGUUCUGCGGCGAGGCGCGACUCCCAAAGGCUCAAUAGCUUUAGACUAUGGCUUGAGACGGUCGACCUCGCGGGGGCCAUUCCGACGGAAGCCCGCAGCCUGCCCGAGCACGUCCGCGCGCAAGGGUACACGGUGGCCAGCCGGUUGCCGGGGGGGGACCAGGAGCUGUUCCAGUUCCCCUCACUGAUAGAUGCAUGUGCGCAUUCACCGCGUCUUCUUUUAAAAGUUUCUCUCCAGUGGGCCACAGCCGUGGCAGAUCAUGCGGCGCUGGCCCUCGACACAGCCCUGCCAGUUCUUACCCGGGCUCGUCGCCAGCAGCAAGUGUGGCGGUGCUCCAACGAGCAGGGCUUCAUGAGUUUCUUCGCGGCGAGGUGCCCAGAUCAGCUUCGGGACCAUGGAGAGUUAGUCGGAAAGAUCCGAGUAGCAAGGGGAGCCUUCCGGGACGCGGCUUCCCGGAAGCAGCGACGCGCAGACCGAGAGCCUUUCCUCGUCAAAGCGCUUCGGCGAAGGGUUCGGGAGGCCCCAGACGCUGCGAGCCGCGGCGCUCGGCAGCGCGAGCUAUGGCACGCCCUCCAGCAGCGCUUCACGCAGAGGAAGCAAGCCGCGCAGCGCCUGCGGAUAUGCUCUGGCGGCGUGGUGGCAUCCUCGACGGCCCUUUCUCGAGUCGAGGCCCUGCUGCUCGGGCCAGAGGGAAGCCCGCGCGUCGAGAUCGAUCCAGCAGUCUGCCGCGAGGAGGCCUUGCGGCAUUUCCACCAGAAAUGGACUGCAGCGGGCGAUCUUGCUUCGGAGGCGGCGGCCGCGGCCCAGGCAUUCGUGGAUGCGGAGUGGCCCCUUGUGGCCCCAUCCAUGGAGCAGUGGGCGGACGCUGUCAGUAACAUGAAGAGCAAGGCCGUGUGUGACGGGUACGGCGUGGCCGCGCGGGCUUUCCAGCUUGCCUUCCAGGCCAGGGCGCAGAUACAAGGGGUGCUCAAGUCGAAGACCACCAGCGCCCCAGCCCUCAACGACCUCCGAGCACUGCUGCCGCAGCCGGUCCUUCUGCAGCCGAUGCACCUGCUGCUGAUAGACAUGGCUGGGCCUCUGGUGGAUAGCGUUGCCGAUGGCCUCGGAGCCGCGGCGGAUCUGUCCACCAAGCACACAGUGAUCGCAGGCGACAUCAAGGCGUAUUAUGACAACGUGGAGCCUUUGCGCGUGGCAGCGUGCCUGACCUCUUGGGGCGCCGACGUCGCCGUUGGAGUCGCGCUCGCCAGGCUCCAUCUUUGCCCAGACGUGUCCCUUGCCAUCAUGGGCGAGGCUGGGUCGGUGGGCCAACGCACGAGAGGCCUCCUGACUGGCAGCAAAAGCGCGGGCCUGUGCUCCCGCGUGCCCGUGGUGCACGUUCUCGGCGACACCAGUGCUGCUUCUGAACGGCUCUCUGCCACCCUCGGUCCGCCUGCCGCCCCGGUGCAGGUGCUGCCGGCUUUCUGGGCAGAUAAUUGCUAUGCAGUCGGCGCAGACCCCCAGCAAGCCAUAGAGCUGAUGCGAACCGUCGGGUCGAGCUUGCAGAAGCACUGGAAGCUGGAGCUGAAGCCCUCCUCCCGCCAGAUACUAGUCCAUCCGUCCCUAUUGGAUUCUCCGAACGAGAAGCAGCUCGGCGAGUGGGAGGUGAGGACGGUUUGCCUGGAUGCUCUUGGCUUCAUGAUCCACGUCGACGGGUCGCACCAGGCCAUGCUCGACGGUGCCGUCGCCAAGGCGUGGAAGAGCUUCUGGAGGCAGAGGGUGCGCAGUGCUGGCCGGCUUCCUGUGCGGUUGGCCAUGCGGAACAUGACCCGGGCAGUGUGGGCGGGGUUCCGUUACCGCCUUCCGCCGAUAGCGCCCGCGCCGACGCUGCGGAAGCGGUUGGACGCGGCCCAGCGGAAGAUGGUCGGCAUGCUGCACGGGCCCGUCCGCGCGCCCCCGGGAGAGCAACCGACCCCCGCGGAGGCAGCGAAGGCGUACCACAAGGGCAUCAGCGAAUUGAUCUCCGACCACGGGGGCCCAUGGGGCGAGCGAUGGCAGGUCCUGUCGGGGACGUGGCGCGCCCAUCUCCUGAGGCACUGGCGCACGCCAGCUGCCAGGGCGCUUGCGGCAGCGGACGGCCUGGCGACGGCUCGUGAGAUUACCAGGACGGAGAACUUUCUCCGCGGCAAGGGCACGGGCCGCCUCGGGACUAG
This is a messenger RNA of Prorocentrum cordatum, 3482 nucleotides long. The record is from the annotation of a GenBank genome assembly. NCBI's taxonomy places the organism in Eukaryota, Dinophyceae, Prorocentrales, Prorocentraceae.